AUAGAUAGUGGUCGGGACAUCUAUGACUCUACAUUGCAGCAAAUAUUACAUGUGCUUUGCUUGAUUUCACAUUUCUCCUGGGGAGUCUUUCAUUAACAUCAUACAUCCAAAAUAAUGCCUAGCAAUAUUCAUCAUUUACUAACUUACAAGUAUUAACCAUGGAUUUCUGCGUCCCUUCAGCACUGUCCAGUACGACAAAGUCAGAUAUCCCAACUGUCGGCACCAGCUCCACCGUUGAUGCAGAGGUAGCAAAUUUUCUGAAGCAGAACCCAAACCUGCACCUGGGUGGACAAGACGACUUCACCUUCUCCGCUGGCCGUAGCCCGCACGGCACAAUUCAAAUUCGUCGCUUCUACCCAAAAUCAGGCCAUGACCUGCGCAAGAAGAAUGAAUCCGCUGCCUUGAUCUACUUUCAUGGAGGAGGCUACACUGUUGGCAGCGUGGAUGAAUUUGAGAACGGCCUGAGAAUCGUUGCUGAAGAAAGUGGCGCUGUCAUUAUUGGAGUCGAGUAUCGACUUGCACCAGAAUGGAGCUUCCCGGUCCAGCUGGAUGAGUAUGAUGCAGUAAUCUGUUGGUUUAAAGGGAAUGAAGGGAAGAAACGAGGUAUUAGCUCUGAGAAGAUUUGUGGGGGCGGUGACUCUGCUGGUGGAAACAUGACUGCCGCUGUCACUCUACGAAGAAAAGAUAACGGAAAGAAACCAUUGAAGGCACAGCUCCUUUUUCACCGCUAUAUCUCACCGGGAAUGCAGAAGCCAGAAAACUUGAAGGACCCACCACCUGCGGCUGUUUUCACCUGUGUCUUUGACCCUCUCCGGGAUGUUGGGGUAGAAUAUGCGCAUCUUCUUCAGGAAGCGGAAAACACUGUCCAUUGGAGCCAUUUUGACAGCUUGACACAUGGGUUUCUGCAGUUUGCGCCGUGGAGUGAAGAGGCAAUGAAGGCUACGAAGUUGGUUGGGGUGGAGUUGAAGAGCUUGACUGAGAACCAAGUGUUUGGGUAUCCUAUCCCCCCCCAAACCAGUUAAAUGAGUUUGUGUACAUAAUAUAUUCCAUUGAAGCACAUUAAACAUCGGCCCAACUUAUCUAGCAUUCAUCCUUUGACCCAGUCCUUGAAUUUUGACCAUCUCUUCUUCUUACCCUCACUCGUCGUGUUACUUGUAUCUAAAAUCUGCUGAACACUCCCCGCGUCUUGGCUGGAAGGGCCAACACUUGGGACAGUAAUGGGUGUCGUCUGACUCACAAUUGAGCCAGUUGCUGAAGUCUGGUGGUUGGUUGGAAUUUCAGCCGCACUUUGAGAUUUCUGGGCAUGG
Fusarium redolens is the source of this 1307-nucleotide messenger RNA. RefSeq names its product Alpha/Beta hydrolase protein. Gene Ontology annotation, biological process: triglyceride catabolic process. Gene Ontology annotation, molecular function: triacylglycerol lipase activity; sterol ester esterase activity. Gene Ontology annotation, cellular component: cytosol. NCBI's taxonomy places the organism in Eukaryota, Fungi, Ascomycota, Sordariomycetes, Hypocreales, Nectriaceae. The transcript has 3 exons. Bases 159 to 1022 code for a protein of 287 amino acids. The record is from RefSeq and is a predicted model, not a curated record.